AUUUUCUCAAAAAUGUACAGUUUUUUUUUUUAAUGAGUUGAGAAUUAGUUUCACUUUAAUAUAGUGCUGACAACAUGUCUGUGAUAAAUAUAAUUUUAAUUUUGUUUAUAGGAUUUUUUCAAAGUAUUUAUGGUAAAUAUGGUUUCGGCGGUGAACAAGAAUGGGGUUUCGUGACUGUUAGGCCAGGUGCAAAUAUGUUUUAUUGGCUAUAUUAUACAACUGCUAAUGUUACUUCAUAUACCGAAAAACCUUUAUUAAUUUGGUUAGAGGGUGGUCCAGGAAUACCAUCAACAGGUUAUACAAAUUUUCAAGAAAUUGGUCCUUUAACUUUAAAUUUAACAACAAGAGACAACUCAUUGGUUAAAGAUUACAAUAUACUUUUCAUUGAUAGUCCAGUGGGAACUGGCUUUAGCAAUGUAAAUACAGAAAAUAAACUUGCAAGAACAGAACAACAAGUUAUAAAUGAUCUUAUUAUUUUGAUCGAACAAUUCUUCAUGAAAUUUUCCAUUUUAUCCAAAGUACAAACAUAUAUUGUUGGCACGUGUUAUGGGGGAAGGACAGCUGCUGCUUUGGCUUACGAAUGGAUUCAGAAAAUAGAAAAAGGUUGGAAUAUUACUAAUUUGAAAGGAGUUGGACUUUCAAGUGCUUGGAUUUCGCCAGUUGAUUCUGCCCUAGGAUGGGCACCGUAUCUAUAUCAAAAUGGAAUUGUCGAUGAUAAAGGAUACAAGGCAAUUAUGAAUUUAACAAAACAAAUAAAAUAUAAAAUUAAAACAAAAGACUGGAGAGAUGUUUACGAUCUUUUUAUUAAUACUAUCAAUGAAAUUCCAAAAUAUGUAGGAAAUGUAAACUUAUAUAAUAUUUUCUCGAGAGUUAAUAAUCACCACUUUUAUGCUUAUUAUGCUGAAGAUAAUAAUGCAAUGAAGAUUUUAAUGGAAUCGAAAGUAAAAUCAGCGCUUAAUUUACCGGAAAACAGUUAUUAUGAACCAGAUUUAGAGACUAUUAAUAAACGCCUAGCAGUGAAAAUAAUGAAACCUAUUACCAAAAAAGUUGAAUAUCUUCUAAAUCAAAAUAAUUUUAAAGUAUUUGUAUUUAAUGGACAAUUUGAUUUAAUUGUCAAUAGCCAAGGUACAUUUAAAUGGGUUAAAAAUCUCUCGUGGAAUAAUUCAGCUGAAUGGUUAGCAGCUCGUAGAGAACCAUUAAUAAUAAAUGAUUUUAUUGAAGGUUACGUGAAGAGUUACGGAAAUUUGAGGAUGUACUGGGUCAAUAGAGCUGGCCAUGCGACAUUUGUUGACAAUCCUGUUGCUGUAAGAGAAAUAUUACACCGGCUUACUGACGAUGAUAAUAACGAUGAUUUAUUUAAUUAUGCCAAUUUAGAAAGAUUUAUAAAUUCUCUUCAAUCACAGAAAAAAAACUAAACUUAGAAUGAGUUGUGUAGGCGGCUCAUUUUGAUGUGCAACAAAAAUGAGACUAAGUUUUUUUAUAAAACCCUAACAAUGUAUUUUAAGGAAUAUCAAAAUAAAUUGAAUACGAUUAAUUCU
Molecule: messenger RNA, 1538 nt
Organism: Leptopilina boulardi
Lineage: Eukaryota; Metazoa; Arthropoda; Insecta; Hymenoptera; Figitidae
Product: retinoid-inducible serine carboxypeptidase-like
Exons: 9
Coding region: 75-1415 (446 amino acids)
Biological process (GO): proteolysis
Molecular function (GO): serine-type carboxypeptidase activity
Source: RefSeq, a predicted model, not a curated record